AUGGCGGCCAGCGGCAAGUCCUUCCUGGCGGACGCGGGCUAUGGCGAACAGGAGCUGGACGCCAACUCCGCCCUCAUGGAGCUGGACAAAGGCCUCAGGUCUGGCAAGCUCGGGGAGCAGUGCGAAGCCGUCGUUCGUUUUCCGAGGCUCUUCCAGAAAUACCCGUUCCCUAUUCUCAUCAACUCGGCGUUCCUAAAACUGGCCGAUGUUUUCAGAGUGGGGAACAACUUCCUGAGGCUAUGUGUGCUGAAAGUUACUCAGCAGAGUGAGAAGCACUUAGAGAAGAUCCUGAAUGUGGAUGAAUUUGUCAAGAGAGUUUUCUCAGUCAUCCAUAGCAAUGAUCCGGUAGCUCGGGCUAUUACACUCCGGAUGCUGGGCAGCAUGGCAUCUAUCAUUCCAGAAAGGAAGAAUGCACAUCACAGUAUUCGCCAGAGUUUGGAUUCCCAUGACAAUGUGGAAGUUGAAGCUGCUAUAUUUGCUGCUGCCAACUUUUCUGCACAAUCUAAGGAUUUUGCUGUCGGAAUAUGUAACAAAAUCAGCGAAAUGAUUCAAGGUUUGGCCACACCUGUGGACCUGAAGCUGAAGUUGAUCCCAAUUCUGCAGCACAUGCACCACGAUGCCAGCCUGGCCUCCAGCUCCAGGCAGCUGCUGCAGCAGCUGGUGACAUCCUACCCCUCCACCAAGAUGGUCAUUGUCACCCUGCACACCUUCACUCUGCUUGCUGCUUCUUCUUUGGUUGACAUUCCCAAGCAGAUUCAACUUUUGCUGCAGUACUUGAAAAAUGACCCCAGGAAGGCUGUGAAGAGGCUUGCAAUCCAGGAUUUGAGGCUGCUGGCCAACAAGACACCACAUACAUGGAGCAGAGAAAAUAUUCAGGCACUCUGUGAAUCUGCUCUAAACACUCCUUAUGACAGCUUGAAAAUGGGCAUGUUAUCUGUUCUUUCCACGUUAUCAGGGACCAUUGCCAUUAAACAGUACUUCAGCAGUGCUCCAGGAGCAGCAGCUACAACUGCCAGGUCAUUUGAUUUGGUAAAACUAGCACAGGAGUGCUGUUACCAUAAUAACCGUGGCAUUGCAGCUCAUGGAGUGAGAAUUCUCACCAAUAUUUCAGCCUCUUGCCAGGAGAAAGAUCUUCUGCCUUUGGAGCAAGAUGCAGUUUUUGGCUUAGAAGCUCUUCUUGUUCUCUGUAGUCAAGAUGAUAGCCCAGGAGCUCAGGCAACCUUAAAGAUCACGCUGACCUGCAUGGUGAAGCUGGUGAAGUGCCGCCCCCACCUGAGCCAGUCCGUGGUGGAAUCCCUGCUGGCACAGCUGCACAGUGCCCAGGACAAUGCCAGGAUCCUCAUGUGCCACUGCCUGGCAGCCAUUGCCAUGCAGCUGCCUGUCCUGGCAGAUGGCAUGCUGGGAGACCUAAUGGACCUCUAUAAAUUAAUUGGACAAUCUGCCACAGAUAAAAAGCAGGAGCUCUUGGUUUCUCUUGCCACAGUGAUAUUUGUUUCCAGUCAGAAAGCUUUGUCCACAGAAAUCAAAACUGUUAUCAAACAGCAGCUUGAGAAUGCCUCCAAUGGAUGGACAGCCUACAGGAUAGCCAGGCAAGCUUCCAGGAUGGGCAACCACGACAUGGCCAGAGAGCUGUACCAGAGCCUGCUGACCCAGGUGGCUUCAGAGCACUUCUACUUCUGGCUGAACAGCCUGAAGGAGUUCUCCCAGGCUGAGCAGUGCCUGACAGGGCUGCAGGAGGAGAGCUCCAGCUCCGCGCUCUCCUGCAUCGCCGAGGCGCUCAAGUCCUACCACAAAGGGAUCGCCUCGCUCACGGCUGCUAGUACGCCACUUAAUCCUCUGAGCUUUCAGUGUGGAUUUGUGAAACUCAGGAUUGACCUUCUGCAAGCUUUUUCUCAACUUAUUUGUACCUGCAACAGCCUAAAAACAAGUCCACCCCCAGCUAUUGCCACGACCAUCGCUAUGACAUCGGGAAAUGAUCUCCAGAGGUGUGGCCGCAUCUCCAACCAGAUGAAACACUCAAUGGAGGAAUUCCGAAACUUGGCUACACGGUAUGGAGAUCUCUAUCAGUCAUCUUUUGAUGCAGACUCAGCAACUCUAAGGAAUGUAGAACUACAACAGCAGAGCUGCCUGUUGAUUUCACAUGCAAUAGAAGCUCUGAUUUUGGAUCCAGAAUCUGCAAGUUUCCAGGAAUAUAGCUCAAAUGGAACAGCUCAUGUUGAAAGUGAAUAUGAAAGAAGAAUGAUGUCUGUAUUUAAUCAUGUGCUAGAGGAAGUGGAAUCCCUCAACAGGAAGUAUGCUCCUGUGUCUUACUUGCAUACAGCUUGUCUGUGCAAUGCUGUCAUUGCCUUGUUGAAGGUGCCCCUUUCAUUUCAAAGGUACUUUUUCCAAAAGCUGCAGUCUACAAGUAUUAAGCUUGCUCUAUCCCCAUCUCCAAGGAACCCAGCAGAGCCUAUAGCAGUACAGAACAACCAGCAGCUGGCACUCAAGGUGGAGGGAGUGGUUCAGCACGGAUCCAAACCAGGCCUUUUCCGUAAAAUCCAGUCUGUCUGUCUCAAUGUCUCUUCAGUGCUGCAGAGCAAAUCUGGACAGGACUAUAAGAUUCCUCUUGACAGCAUGACCAAUGAAAUGGAGCAGAGGGUGGAACCGCACAACGACUACUUCAGCACUCAGUUCCUGCUCAACUUUGUCAUCCUUGGCACCCACAACAUCACCGUGGAGUCCUCUGUGAUAGACUCAAACGGUAUUGUCUGGAAAACUGGGCCUAAAACAACGAUUUUUGUGAAGUCUCUUGAGGAUCCAUACUCGCAGCAGGUUCGCCUGCAGCAGCAGCAGCAGCAGCAGCAGGGCCCGGCCCCGGCGCAGCAGCAGCAGCAGAGAACGGCGUACUCGCGCUUCUGAGUGCCACCCUCGCCCCAGCCUGCUCUGCUGGGACUGCAGCAGCCACCCCAGCCUGCUCUGCUGGGACUGCAGCUCUUCUGGACACUUCUUUUUUAAAGGCUUUUUUGAAGAUGUUUUUAUUGCAGCCUUCUCCUAGAAAGUCUCAGAUGCCAGUUUGUUGCUUCUUAAAUUAUCUGGAGUAAAUUCGAACUUGAUUCAGCAGAGGCAGCUGUUCAAAUCUGGAGUUGUGCUCUUACUGUAAGAACUUGUACCUGAUCUCUAACUUCUGUUUACAAACCUGUUCCAGCAGGCUCCACAAACUGCAGUGGACACUAAGCUUGUUCACUGGUACUUUCCAUGUUUUUUGAAGCACAUAGUUUCUAAUGUCAGGCUUACACGACAUUGGGAAACACUUCACUUUGGCUGGUUAUACAGAAAUGAGUGUAAUACCAAGUGUGUAUCUUUUAAUGUGAAGCAAUUGGCAGGAAUAUCCAGAGAUUCUUUUUCUGACAUUUUAAUAGUAAGUUCCAGUAUUUGGCUGGUGUAUGUAUGUUAUUAAAAUUCUUCAGCACUACUUAAUGCAUGCAGCUGGAAGAAAAAAAAUUGCAGUUCACUUGUGAUACCCAGUCACUGCAGAGGGAGGAGACUGCUAGAGGGGUUGCUGUCUGGGGAGUCUUGCAAGAGGCAGAGUUUUCCAGGUGGGAAUAAUCACUGUCUCUCAGAUGAUAUGGAAGAUAUUACCAUGUUGUUUUUAAAUUUUCAUGCAUCUGUAUCUCUGAAACCUUUUCUUUUGUAGGGGUUUUUUUAUUUGCUCUUUUUAGAGGGAAAUUAAAAUGAAUGACAGCUUGCAAGUAA
Agelaius phoeniceus (red-winged blackbird) is the source of this 3732-nucleotide messenger RNA. RefSeq names its product integrator complex subunit 7 (gene INTS7). The record is from RefSeq and is a predicted model, not a curated record. Gene Ontology annotation, cellular component: integrator complex. NCBI's taxonomy places the organism in Eukaryota, Metazoa, Chordata, Aves, Passeriformes, Icteridae. Gene Ontology annotation, biological process: snRNA 3'-end processing.